AUGGGCCGCGAUCACAAAGAGCACAAGCGUCAUCGAUCCCGUUCCAAAGAGCGGAAAAGGAGCCGAAGCCGUUCUCCACGUCGGGACCACCAUGAAAGACGGCGUCGAGAUCGCUCCCGGGACCGGGAUUACGAUAGGAGAGAUCGUGGUAAACAGAGAGACGCAGACAGGCAGAAGCAGAAGGAAAAAGAGAAGGAAGCAAGCAAAUCAGCGGUUUUUGAGAUGGAAGAGAGUAGUAAUGCGAUAGACCCGAGUUCGAUCCUCGCUCGAGGCACCGGAUUUUUGAAUAGGACGAAAAAAGGCCGAAAAUUGGAAAAAAUUUCAGAUGUCAACGACGUCAUCGAAAUGAAGCAAUUCGAUUUGGAGAAGGAAAUGGAGCGUCGCCGGCGGAACGUGGAGCUUUGGAGGGCCAAAAAGAAGAAGGAAGAGCUGGAUCAGGCGUCUGAACAACAGGAAGAAAAUGAUAAAAAGUCCAAAAAGAAGGCGUGGAAUCUAGAAGACGAGGAUGACGAAGAUGAGUUUGAUUUAGGCUCAAAUGGCUCAAAAUCGGUUGAAAACCCAGAAGAAACGACGAAAAAGCCGGAAAAAACAGAAAAAAUGGAGGUAGACGACGACGAUGAGGACCCUCUGGAAGCCUAUAUGGCUCAAAUUUCGUCCCAGAACGCGAAAAAAUCGAAAAAUCCAGUUAAUCAGAUAUCAGGAAUCGUCACUAUCAUCCAAGAAGAAAAACCGGAGAAAGAGAAGGGACAAGUGCUGGAAAACGAGGAUAAUAUGGAUAUGGUCAUUGAUGAUUUCGAUAUUGAAACUGCUGCUGCUUCGUUGUGUCAUAAGGGACGGAUGUUGGCACAAACCGAUCAUUCAAAAGUCUAUUAUCGGAAAUUCAAGAAAAAUUUUUAUAUUGAGACUGCCGAAAUCCAAAAAAUGACAAAAGCCGAAGUGAAAGCGUACCGCGAGGAGCUGGACAGCAUCACCGUCAAAGGAAUCGAUUGCCCAAAACCAAUCAAAACGUUCGCUCAAUGUGGUCUAAAUCUCAAAAUGAUGAAUGUCUUGAAAAAGCUGGAUUAUUCAAAGCCCACCUCGAUUCAAGCUCAAGCUAUCCCAGCGAUUAUGUCAGGAAGAGAUGUGAUUGGAAUUGCAAAAACCGGUUCUGGAAAAACGCUCGCCUUCCUUCUACCAAUGUUCCGUCACAUUCUUGAUCAACCUGAGCUUGAGGAGGGCGAUGGACCCAUCGCAGUGAUUCUAGCGCCAACCAGAGAGCUGGCUAUGCAAACGUACAAGGAGGCUAACAAGUUCGCAAAGGUUCUGGGUCUCCGUGUAGCUUGUACCUACGGUGGUGUGGGAAUCUCCGAACAGAUUGCUGAUUUGAAACGUGGCGCCGAGAUUGUGGUUUGUACGCCUGGCCGAAUGAUCGAUGUGCUGGCUGCGAAUAGUGGGAAAGUGACCAAUUUGAGGAGAGUGACGUAUUUGGUACUGGAUGAAGCCGAUCGAAUGUUUGAUAAGGGUUUUGAGCCACAGAUCAUGAAAGUGGUCAACAACAUUCGCCCCGACAAGCAAACCGUUCUCUUCUCCGCCACAUUCCCUCGUCACAUGGAAGCUUUGGCACGGAAAGUUCUCGAUAAACCCGUCGAAAUUCUCGUCGGCGGAAAAUCAGUCGUCUGUUCGGAUGUAACCCAAAACGCCGUGAUCUGCGAAGAGCAUCAGAAGCUUCUGAAGCUCCUAGAGCUUCUCGGAAUGUACUAUGAGCAAGGAUGCUCAAUUGUGUUCGUUGAUAAGCAGGAGAAGGCCGAUGAUAUUGUUGACCAGCUCAUGAAGACCGGAUAUAACUCAGUGGCCCCUCUGCAUGGAGGAAUUGAUCAACACGAUCGAGAUUCAUCGAUUGCCGACUUCAAGACAGGAGUGAUCAAAGUGCUAGUCGCCACAUCAGUAGCCGCCAGAGGUCUCGACGUUAAGAAUCUGAUUCUAGUAGUCAAUUACGAUUGUCCGAAUCACUACGAAGAUUAUGUGCAUCGUGUUGGACGGACUGGAAGAGCUGGACGGAAGGGAUACGCCUACACCUUCGUACUACCCGAACAUCAGGAAAAAAUGGCAGGAGAGAUCUGCAGAGCUUUCGAAACUGCUGGAGUUAAGCCACCUGCGGAUCUAAAAGCCAUGUUUGAGAGGUUUAAAAAGGAAAUGGAGGCUGAGGGAAAGCAGGUGCACUUGGGAGGGAAAGGAUUCGAAGGACACGGAUACAAAUACGAUGAGGGAGAGGCUGAAGCGGAUGCGAAUAAGAAGAAAAUGGCGAGAUUGGUGCACGGAAUGGAAGCUGGCGGUGAGGACGAAGACGAUCUGGAUGAGCAAUUAUCGUCAAUGAUCAAAACAAAACGACGAGUCGUGCACGGAAAACCGACAUCAGAGAAACCGACGACGUCUGGAAAUUCGAAAUCCGAUCGAGAAGCGGAGAAGAGAAAGGAUGCGGCGAAGCUGAAGGCCGAAGAAAUUAGUUCUCGUCUAAAAACGGCUCAAAACACGAUUCAGCCAAUCGAAAAAACGGCUACCCAGUUGACGGCAGAAGCUGUGAUUCGUGGAAAAGACGUGGCGCCGGUUCAGAUUAGUACGGCUAUGCUGGCAAAGGAGAAGGCGCAGAGGUUAAAUGAGAAGCUCAAUUAUUUGGGAGGAGAAGCGGCUCCAACAGAGAAGCAAGAAGAAGCGUGGGAAUAUUUCGAAGAGGAAUGGGACAUCAACGAUUUCCCCCAACAAGUCCGCUACAAAAUUUGCUCGAGAGAAUCGGUCGGACACGUGGCCGAACUCGCCGAAGUCGGAAUUUCGGUCCGAGGAGUGCACGUACCGCCUGGAAAGGAGCCGAAAGCUGGAGAGCGGCGUCUGCAUUUAUUGUUGGAGGCGAGAAGUGAGAGGAAUUUGAAAGCGGCCAAAGAGGAGAUUAUUCGAAUUAUGAAGGAGGCGUUUAGACAAUUGACCGCCCAAAUCCAACGAGGAGGCACACAGGCCAGAUACAAAGUCUGA
Messenger RNA from Caenorhabditis briggsae, 3003 nucleotides. Gene Ontology annotation, cellular component: nucleus. Gene Ontology annotation, molecular function: RNA helicase activity; ATP binding; nucleic acid binding. Gene Ontology annotation, biological process: mRNA splicing, via spliceosome. The transcript has 7 exons. The record is from RefSeq and is a predicted model, not a curated record. NCBI's taxonomy places the organism in Eukaryota, Metazoa, Nematoda, Chromadorea, Rhabditida, Rhabditidae. Bases 1 to 3003 code for a protein of 1000 amino acids.